AUGGUGGUGGCGGUACACUUAUGGCAUAUCCAGCUUCAGAACAAGGUGAUUAAGUUCUGGUGCGACAACCAGGCAGUGGUGCAGGUGGUUAACAAGCUCAUCUCGAGGUCUCCUUUAGUCAUGAGACUGGAGCCCUUCGACCCUGCAAAUCCAGAGGGCUGGGAGUCCUACUCGGAACGGGUCGAGUUCUACCUCCGGGCCAACAAGAUCACCGACGCCGGAGCAAAGAGGGAUGUUCUCCUGAGCGUAUGCGGGCCUGCCACGUUCGAGAUCGCAAAGGGUCUCUCGGCGCCCGCCCGCCUGGCGGAGAAAUCCUACGAGGAGAUCAUCAGACUCCUCACGGGCCACUUCUUGCCGCAGCCCUCACGGGUGGCUCGCAGAUUCCUGUUCCACAGGAGGGACCAGGCGGCAGGAGAAUCAGCCGCCGACUAUCUGGCAGCCCUCCGCAAGAUCGCCGGGAACUGCAACUUCCCCCAGCUGGAAGACACCCUGGCCGACCGAUUCACGUGGGGCCUCCACGACGAGAGGCUCCAGCAGAAGCUCUUCGCCAAAGAAGAGCUCACCCUCCAGAGCGCCUUCAGCGAAGCGGGGUGCCUACUAUGGGGAAGUAGGGUGGUGAUUCCGCCCCCGCUGCAAAGGCGUGUUCUAGAAUCCCUCCAUGAGACCCACCCCGGCAUAGUUCGUAUGAAGGCCCUGGCCAGAAGCUACGUCUGGUGGCUGGGAAUGGACGGGGAAAUAGAGAGUUGGGUCCGCAGGUGCCAGACGUGCCAGGAGUCGCGGCCCGAGCCUCCCAGCGCCCCCGCCACUAGGUGGGAGUCCACCAGGAAACCAUGGUCGAGACUCCACCUCGACUUCGCGGGGCCAUUCCAGGGGCAGAUCUUCAUGAUAAUUGUGGACGCCUACACCAAGUGGCUCGAGGUCAUCCCCGUAGGGUCCACCUCGUCCGCAGCCGCAAUCCGAGCAUUAUGCAGGGUCUUAAGCACACACGGUAUCCCGGACACCAUAGUCUCGGACAAUGGGGCCGCUUUCACGUCCGCAGACUUCCAGGCGUUCCUCCAGCGAGCGGCAUUCCUAUUCGACAAUAGGAUCACCCCCAACCCGGUCACAGGGGUUAGCCCGGCCGAGCUCCUCAUGGGACGAAAGCUCAUAACCCGGCUGGACAGACUACAC
Molecule: messenger RNA, 1170 nt
Organism: Heteronotia binoei (common prickly gecko)
Lineage: Eukaryota; Metazoa; Chordata; Lepidosauria; Squamata; Gekkonidae
Exons: 4
Biological process (GO): DNA integration
Molecular function (GO): nucleic acid binding
Source: RefSeq, a predicted model, not a curated record